CCAAAACCACGCACAAGCAAAGCAAGAAGCGUUUGCGCUUUCCUUCCUUUUUCCGCUUUCGCUUGGCUUCUCGUUUCUUUGCUUGUCCUUCUUGCCGCAUCGUUUGUGUGUGUGUGUGUGUGUGCGCCGUGUCUUUCUCCUCCUUCCUUCCCCUCACCUGUCGUUUGGUUUGGUUGUUGUUCGUCGACCCUUCCCUUCCCUUCCCCCCUUCCGUUCCCCUUCCCUUCCUUCCUGCUGCUGCUGUUUCCCCCCACGUUCCUUCCUCCCAGCCCCCCCCCUCGUGCCAAGCCAUGACGCAGCCUGCAACAGCCAACAGCACGGCGAGCAACAACAACACAAGCAGCAGCUCGGGUCAUCAUGAGAAGAAACAGGGCAGGAAAACCUGCAGCGUGAUGGAGGGUGGCAAGGCUUGUGGACAGCCCGCGUUUGGGCCCAUGCUCACCUCUGUACAGCGCCAGCGCUUCUCCCAGAGCGGAUUCAAGCUGAAGCGGAAAUCCCGUGCCACGUACUUUGCGUGCGAGCACCACCACAGCUUGGUAGAGACGGUGGGCAAGCCCCUUGGCAGCAGCGCAGCUGCAAAUUCCGCCCUCGGCAACGUGCCCAAGCUGCUUGCCGUGCACUUCACGCGCCAGCCCAUCCACGAGCUUGACACCAUCCUCGGCUUUGUCACGCACGCCCGCCACGCCCGCAUCACCAAGAAGGCGUGAUUAACGGCCCAUCGGCAACAGCACCACAGGCGCCGCCAUCGUUGGCUGAUGCUGUUGUUCGCUCCAUCAGCCCUGUUCAUUUGCCGUGACGUUUCUCGUUCAUGCGUGUGCGUGUGUGUGUGUGUGUGUGUGUGUGUGUGCGUGUGCGUGUGUUCGUUUGUGUCAUGGCUGGAUGCCAUUGAAGUGCUGUUUUGGUGGUGUUCUGAUUGCAUGAGGUGCCAUGCCCGCGCUGCAAGCGUUGGUGCAUGCUUCGUGCUUGGUUCCUUCGUUUUGUUGUGUUUGUUUGUUUGUUGGUUGGUUGGUGCUUCAACAGGGCACGUUGUGCGUUGUCGCGGUGAACGCCUCUUCGUCCAUGGUGGUGGCCGCGAAGUGAUGUGAGCUGAGUCUCAUGCACGCAUUGCUUCCACCCUCGUCUUUCUUUUCCUUCUCCCCUCUUGCCUCUUCCCCCCUUCUGUCUUGUAUGUGAAUGGUGGUGGCUGUGAGUGAUGUGAAUGCUUUGCUUCCUUUGCUUCCGUUUUGCGUUUUGGUCCUGGGACCAUUAAUUGUCGCACCAGCUCGUGUUUGCAUGCAAGCACGGCGGUACGUUUUAUUUGUCUUGCGUGAACCCUUUCCCCCUCCUUUCCUCUCUUCUUGUGCACGUGUGGACACGUGUGCGUUUGUGCAUUUGCACGCCUCUGUUUUCUUUUUCUCCGGUUUAAGGGACUUGCGGAUCCUUUCUUCACUGGAUUCCUUCUCCUUCUCCUCCACCUUCUUCUCUUUCUCUUUCUCCCCUCGUUUCUUGCGUGCAAGCAAGCGUGGCUGUGCCUAACCUGGCCGGUUGCCACGGUUGCAGGGGUUGGCUGGCUUGUUGUCAUGCUUGUUUGCUACGCGUUGUUUUCACAGGCACACCUUGUUGCCUUGCCUUGCCUUGCUGCCCCUUCUUCUUCUCCCCCCCCCCUUUUUUCUUCCUCUUCUUGUUGCUCUCCAGUGGAAGCAACAGCCUCUCUCUGCACGAGCACGUGCGCGUUCUGUGUGUUGUGCGUGUCUGCGACAAACCAGUAGUGGACAUGUCGCACGAAUAUAAUCAAGAACAGCAAA
Molecule: messenger RNA, 1784 nt
Organism: Salpingoeca rosetta
Lineage: Eukaryota; Choanoflagellata; Craspedida; Salpingoecidae
Exons: 3
Coding region: 291-707 (138 amino acids)
Source: RefSeq, a predicted model, not a curated record